Molecule: messenger RNA, 381 nt
Organism: Phragmites australis (common reed)
Lineage: Eukaryota; Viridiplantae; Streptophyta; Magnoliopsida; Poales; Poaceae
Product: lipid transfer protein EARLI 1-like
Exons: 1
Coding region: 1-381 (126 amino acids)
Source: RefSeq, a predicted model, not a curated record
AUGGCGAGUUCCAGCAGGAAGCAGCUGGGCAGCAGCGUGGCGAUCAUGGUGCUGUUGCUGCUGUCCCUGGCCGUGGCGCCGGCGGCGGCGUGCGGCGGGCAUCCGUGCCCGAGUCCGGCGGGGAAGUGCCCCUUGAACGCCGUGAAGCUAGGCGUGUGCGCGGAUGUGCUGGACGGGCUGAUCCACGCCGUGGUGGGGCAACCGCCCAAGGAGCCCUGCUGCUCCCUCAUCUCCGGACUGGCAGACCUGGAGGCCGCCGUCUGCGUCUGCCUCGCCAUCAACGCCAACGUCCUCGGCGUCAACCUCAACGUCGCCGUCGACCUCUCCCUCCUCGUCAGCUACUGCGGCCGCAGCGUGCCCGCGGGCUUCCAGUGCGCCUAG